CAAUUUGACAGCCAAAACAUUAGUAAUCGCAUUGUGUAUGAGGAUGGCGACGAUAGUGAAAAACUGUUUAAACUCAGGAUCACUGUCUCAAAUUAGCACAAAACUGGUACGCUUCAAUGUAGUUCGAAACUACGCCAGUGCAAACCGCGUAAAGGCAUUCAAAAAAGUGGGAAUUUCAGAUCGUGCCAGAAAUGUUGCCAAAGCUUUGGAAAUGAGAACCAAAACACCGGAGGAGGAAGCCGCAAUUCUAACCGGACAGACGAUUAAAUCGGUUGGUCAAUCGCUGGGUAGCAGAGGAUAUCUUCGACCAACUAAGCCAUAUCUCCCUCCCGAAGAUGCUAUGGAGAAAGUGCUCGCGGUAGCUAAAUCGAAGAACAUCGCAAAUGCAAGGGAAAUGUUCACUAAUGGCCAACGAAAGUUUGAAUUCCUUACUGCUUGCUACGAAGUCUUCAAACAUUCUGUACCCAACUCUCAGCUACACGAAAUCAGCUCCGUUGAGGACGCGAUAAUUUUCUAUCAAACACCGGUCGACACAACGCUUCCGUUGGACACCCUCAAGACGGUAGAUUUGCCCGAAAAUCUUUACAUACAGCAUGAGUACAUCCGGUUUCAUCCAGAAACGGACACCAUGUUCGGAGGAAAGACGGCCUUCCCGAAAAGCUCAACCAUAGUGACCGGUUUGAAAUACAAAGACAAAUACCGUGGACACGUGGCCAAGAAGUCCUGGCCUUGAUAGGUUUUUCAACAAAACUGUACUGUUGUAGUCAAGAAUUUAUUGUAAUUAUAUCCCGUAACGGUACCCCUA
This is a messenger RNA of Malaya genurostris, 805 nucleotides long. It is a transcript of the gene mRpL50, whose product is annotated as large ribosomal subunit protein mL50. Gene Ontology annotation, cellular component: mitochondrial large ribosomal subunit; mitochondrion. Lineage: Eukaryota; Metazoa; Arthropoda; Insecta; Diptera; Culicidae. Bases 38 to 733 code for a protein of 231 amino acids. The transcript is spliced from 4 exons. The record is from RefSeq and is a predicted model, not a curated record.